CCCACUCAAAAGACUACUACCCAGUCUCCACCUCCUUUCCCUUCCUCACUUCACCACCGCAUUGGGAUUCGAGCCCCCCCUUCCCUUCCAAAGUCUCCUCCUUUCUUAUUUAACUCACCUAAUUAGGGUUCCAUUCCCAUUUGCAGCAGAUCCAAAUCUCAACCCAACAAUGGCGCUCUCCGACGGUGUGGUGAAGAAGGUCCUCAUCUCCUACGCCUACGUCGCCAUCUGGAUCUUCCUCAGCUUCACCGUCAUCGUUUACAACAAGUACAUCCUCGACCGCAAGCUCUACAACUGGCCCUUCCCGAUCUCCCUCACCAUGAUCCACAUGGCCUUCUGCUCCUCCCUUGCCUACCUCCUCGUCAAGGUCUUCAAGCUCGUCGAGCCAGUCUCCAUGUCACGUGACCUCUACCUGAAAUCCGUCGUCCCCAUCGGAGCUCUCUACGCGCUCUCGCUCUGGUUCUCCAACUCUGCAUACAUUUUCCUCUCGGUCUCCUUCAUCCAGAUGCUCAAGGCUCUCAUGCCGGUCGCCGUGUACUCGAUCGGAAUCCUAAUCAAGAAAGAUCCGUUCAAAUCGGACACCAUGGUCAACAUGCUCUCGAUCUCCUUCGGCGUUGCGAUUGCCGCUUACGGCGAGGCCAAGUUCAACUCGUGGGGAGUCAGUUUGCAGCUUCUUGCGGUCGUUUUCGAGGCCACGAGGUUGGUCCUGAUCCAGAUCUUGCUCAAUGCCAAAGGGAUCAGCUUGAAUCCGAUCACUUCUCUGUACUACGUUGCGCCGUGCUGCUUUCUGUUUCUGUGCAUCCCUUGGAUCGUUGUGGAGUUUCCGGUUUUGAAGGAGACUUCUAGCUUUCAUUUCGAUUUCGUGAUUUUCGGCACGAAUUCGCUGUGUGCUUUCGCGCUGAAUUUGGCUGUGUUUCUGCUGGUGGGGAAGACCUCGGCUUUGACUAUGAAUGUGGCUGGUGUUGUGAAGGAUUGGCUGUUGAUUGCGUUUUCGUGGUCGGUGAUUAAGGAUACAGUGACGCCGAUUAACUUGAUUGGGUAUCUGAUUGCGUUUUUCGGGGUGGCGUAUUACAAUCAUGCGAAAUUGCAGGCGCUUAAGGCUGCCGAGGCGCAGAAGAAGGCCCAGCAGGACAAUGUGGAGGCUGGGAAGCUGUUGGAGGAGAGAGAUGAGGAUGGGAAGAAGAGCGAAACUCAGGAUUGAGGUUUCCUUUUACUAAUUGUCAGCUCCACCAUUGUGUUGCCGGAGAGAGAAGGAAAUAGGGGAUUUAUUAGAUCCAGGAGAAUUGAGAAAGAGCAAUGGCGAGACAAUGUACCAAGUGGGGUGUUGCUUAUUUAGACUCACUUAGCAAGCUUAUUGUUUUGGGUAUGUGGUGUUAGAUGUUUAUGUAUUACUCUUCAUUUUCUGUCAUUUCGCUUUACAGUUGAUAGCUCCCAACUUAGCUGUGGUCAAUUUCGGGUUAGUGGGGGUGUCUGAUGUUGAUCAUGGUGGUGCCUUGUGGCAAUUUAUCAUUGUGAUUAGGAGGUUAUAAAUGUUUUUGAGAUUAUUAUUGAAUUCAGGUAGAGGACAUGAACUUAUUGUAUCUUUAUAUUCUAUCUGAAUUACAUUCCCCG
Fragaria vesca subsp. vesca is the source of this 1611-nucleotide messenger RNA. Its product is annotated as probable sugar phosphate/phosphate translocator At2g25520-like. Gene Ontology annotation, molecular function: antiporter activity. Gene Ontology annotation, cellular component: trans-Golgi network; Golgi apparatus; endosome. The coding region runs from base 170 to 1201 and encodes 343 amino acids. The record is from RefSeq and is a predicted model, not a curated record. The transcript has a single exon. NCBI's taxonomy places the organism in Eukaryota, Viridiplantae, Streptophyta, Magnoliopsida, Rosales, Rosaceae.